GUAUCUGCCACGUGGUAGUAGCCAUGGGCAAGUCAUUCAACGUAAAUUCUGUUUCCUCAUCCAUAAAGUGGGACUGUUACUAAUUACUUCACAGAAUUAAGAUUAAAUGCAGGUGAAAGCGCUUUUGUAACCUUGUUGGUAUGAAAGUUACACAAAGAACAUCGCUUCUCCCGUGCUUGGAAUCUAGGAGUAGUACACCGUUUCAGCUUGCGCAAAAGACCUGAAAUUUAAGGCGAGAAAAAUCUACUGAGCCGCUCUGCCAAGAACAAUCUUUGGCGCGGGGCGUGACUCAAGGUAGUGGUUGCCAGGGAAACCGUCGGGCGUCCCUAGAAUCCGAGCACGCGCGGCGGGGCAGCCCUGCUCUACAUCCUUUCAGAGAUAGCGAUUGGUGGAGCUCCGGCCAAUCGGAGAGGGCGGCGGGGCGGGGCCGGGCAGUGUGCCGGGGAAGGCGUUCCCGCCGCUUCGCUCCCCGACUUCCGGGUCGCGGUGCUUGCAGGGAGUGUACCGCGAGUAGCGUCGUUUCCGUUGCCGGCAGUUUGCAGUCGGGGAAACCGAGGCAGCUCCAGCUCCUCCUCCUAGUUCUUCCCGUUCCCGUGAGGAAAAAAUGUUUAUUUCUUUGUGGGAGUUCUUCUAUGGGCACUUCUUUCGAUUUUGGAUGAAAUGGCUCUUACGACAGAUGACUGGAAAAUGUGAAUUGCAGCGAAUUUUUGAUACCUAUGUAGGUGCACAAAGGACACACAGGAUAGAAAAUUCCUUGACAUACUCCAAGAAUAAGGUCUUACAGAAAGCGACACUUGUUGUUCAGAGUGAAGUGGACAGAUGUGUAGUAGAUAUAAUGAAGGAAAAGAAUAUUAACCCCGAGAAGGAUGCCAGUUUUAAAAUCUGUAUGAAGGCAUGCUUACUACAGAUAUCUGGUUAUAAACAGCUCUAUUUGGAUGUAGAAAGUGUGAGAAAAAAACCGUAUGAUUCUGAUAACCUGCAACAUGAAAAGCUGCUUCUCAAGCUUUGGAAUCUUCUAAUGCCCACGAAAAAAUUGAAGGCUAGAAUCUCCAAGCAGUGGGCUGACAUUGGUUUCCAGGGUGAUGAUCCCAAAACAGACUUCAGAGGCAUGGGAAUACUUGGAUUAAUCAAUCUUGUGUAUUUCAGUGAAAAUUAUACCAGUGAAGCUCAUCAGAUUCUUUCCCGUUCAAAUCAUCCAAAGUUAGGGUAUUCUUAUGCAAUAGUUGGAAUCAAUCUUACAGAGAUGGCUUAUAGCUUGCUGAAGAGUGAAGCUUUGAAGUUUCACCUCUACAACUUUGUUCCUGGUAUACCAACAAUGGAACACUUUCACCAGUUUUAUUGUUAUCUUGUGUAUGAAUUUGACAAGUUUUGGUUUGAAGAAAAGCCAGAAAGUAUUAUGUAUUUCAACGUGUACAGAGAGAAGUUUCAUGAAAAGAUUAAAGGACUCUUACUGGAUUGUAACGUAUCACUUACUUUAAAAAUAUGAAUCAUCCGUAGUAUCUUCUAUUUCUACCACAUUUUGCACACACAACAGAAUUUAUAUGUUGUAAUAGAAAUUAUCUGAUCAAUUACACUCCUUAUAUAUAAUUUCCUACAAAAAUGUUUCAGAAAUUCUAUUUAACAAAGCUAGUAGACAAUCAGUGUAUGUUUACACUUGUUUAUACACUGUCCUCCAAAGGUACCUUAUCCUUCCAAAGAUCCCCUCUGUAGAGUCAUGUGAACUACAGUUUGGAACUUGGGACUUAACCCAUUUAGUGUAAAAGUACAAAUCAGGUAUUUUUAUUAACUUGAUUAAAAUGUGUAAAAAUCAGUUUCAUGUUUAUGUAUUGUAGCUGUCAAGUUGGUAUCUUUUCAGAGCUCCUAAGAUUUUUUGUUUUUUAGUCUGGAAAUGAUUGUUUUUUAAUUUUCUUUGCCUUAUUUUAUCUGUAGGUUAAUUAACAGAGAGAUUAGUUCUUCAUGGUUCUCUUUGUUUGCAUUUCAAUCACACAUCAUACCGUUGCCUCACAGGAGCAAAAGGAGCAUAUAGAAAAGUCAGAGAAGACAGAAUUAUGGCCUUCUUUUCGGUUUCUCUGAUUAUGUCAUGUAAUAGGUAAUGAGGGAAUGACAGUAUUAGUGAUUAGCUUUUUUGUUCUUAACUACCACACUGAAAUAUCACAGUGGAAUUUUAAAGCUUAAAGACAUUUUCUCAUCUUCACUAUUUGCUUUUUAUCAGUUAGAGAGAAGAACUUUUAGUUAGUGCUUGGUAUGAGGGCCUUUCAUGAAGCUUCUCUAUGGAGGUAUGUUUAUGAAAAGAGGUGCAUUUGCUAAGAAAAUCUUGAUUAUACUCAAAGCACAGGUGCUAUUUCAAUAAAGCUGUCUUUGAGUUUUAACAAGAGAAAAACAAAGCUUGUAAACAUCUCAGUUAAACAUCGUUGGUUUAUUUUACUUACUGUUAAGUCUUGCUUCUCUUUGCUUUGACUCCACAGUGUUUCUAGAUAAUGAUGUAUGGACUUCGUGGGUAUUCUUUGAGUUAACAGUCUGUGGGGUUCUAAAGUAGCCUAAGGAUGAUGACUGUGCUUUUUGUAUAGCUUUAUUCUCCGAAAAUCUCAGGAGAGCAGCAAGUGCUGUCAAGGAUUAUAUAGUGAUGAGAUUCUAACAGGAACGAUUUCUUCUUUGUGUGUUUUAGACAUUUGUACUCAUAGCAAGACUAAAAGUUUAAAGAUAGGUUCAUCUGAUUACCAAAUUCUCCCUAAAUCCUACAGAAAGCAGCCUAUUAAACACAUAAUUUAAUUUAAAACAUGAGGAUAGUUAGCACACCUUUAAAAUGGUAUAUAUCAAGUGUUUAAGGACUGGCUUUUAUGUGAUAUAGCAAGACCUGAAACUUUCAAGUAUUUGUUUAUGUCUAUUGACAAACCUCUCUCUUUAAACUUGCCAAAGAGAAGAGUGGUUAAAAAAAAUAAACAAUUGGAAAAAUAGUGGCGAAACGCUUUUCAGUAUUAUAGGAAUUUUAAAACUGGUUUCUUAUAGGAGACUUCUCAACCUUGGGAGUAUCUUAACUUCUUUAAAUGUUUUCUAUGCUUUAUCAUCCAGCCAGAGUUCUAUGAGAUAAGGAUCAGGUAUUAACCAUUAAAGUUCAUUUUAUCAAGGUGUUUGCCAUUACAUGGAAAGCAAUUGUUAGUCUUUUAGUUUUAGAAAAUGUUUACCUUUAUAUUUUAGUCUUUUAACAGAUGAGGUCUUGAACUGAUUUAAACCUUUGUCUGUAUGCUUAAUAAAAGAAUGAUUCAAGUAUGGAAGAGGAAACUUUUCAAGUAAUUAAGUUUUUCCCCUUCUAGGGAGUAAAACAAACUUUUUAAUAAUGUUUUUAAAAUGUUAUUAGAAAUUUUGUUCAAUAAUAUAUUAUUUAAGUCCACCUCUGUUUGUAUAAUGUAUUGUUCUGUUUUUGCUUAAGAUAAUCUGUAACCAUUUCAGAUAAUUCUACAGCAAAUUGGUCUAAAAGCCACCAACAGAUUCUGAGGUUUGAUAGUUUGAAAGCCAAGCUAAGUGUCACCAGUUGUAAAUUAGAAUGUAACAUGAGCCUUCUGACUUUCAUGUGAUAAUGACAUACAUGAAAAGAAAAAUAUGAUAAUUGUGUCUGCCUUCCUACUUUUCCUUGCUUUCAACAUAUGUAUGUUAGAAUUUUAGGUAGUCUGAAAAUCCAUAUUUAGAAUCUUACCUGUUUCUAUAAUAAUAAAAUACCAAAGUAGUGAUAGAAUUGAAGUAGCAGGAAAAUUGUUUGUUUUAGCAUCAAAAAAGUGAAUCAGUGCUGAAAUGAAUUUUUGUAUUUGCCAGAUUGAAGAGUGAACCAGUGAUAAGAAUAGUCUAAAAAUAUAAUUACAAUGGUUGCAGUUUAAAUAUGUUCUGAAAGACAAUCUUUAAAGAAUUGAGAGAAAUCAGGGGGUUAUCAGCGAACCUAGACCAACCCCUUUCUAUAUAUAAAUAUGGUGAUAUAGUUAGAUAUAAAAAUCAGUGUCUUACUGGCACCAUUUACAAUUUAGAAAACAAUCUUUUUCUUAAAAAUGCCCGUCCUGAUUUUUUUCUAUUUUAAGAGCAACUGGGAUUUGUAUGUAUUUUUCUAUGCGAAAUACAUGUACGCUUCAUUUUUAUUCCAGUGUUCAUAAUUGUUUAUGUGCUGUUUCUCCCCUUUGCAUUCAGUGAAAUAGAACUUGGUCAAAGAUUUGCUCUAAGGAGAGAAGCAUUACAUGAGUGUGAAAGUGGAGUGCUCAUUGCCAGAGCAAAAGAGAUUACAUGUUAUCUUGGCACAGAAGGGAAGAAAUUUGGCUUGGAGGGCAAUAAUGUUUAUUAGCCUUCUUGAAUUAAUGAUUGGGGACCAGCAGCUAUUUUCUCAGGAUAAAUGGUCCACCCAACUUCUGGGGAGGCUUAAUUUCCAUUUCAUAUUUAUGAACCUCUCCACAGAGUAAUUUUUUUUAAUGAAGAUUAAGGGAAUUGGUAAAAAUCUGAGAAAAAUCAUGAGUGAGUUGUUUUUGGUUUUUUUUCCUGGCUUCAGCUUUCGAUAAGAAAAAUGUUAAACGUAGUGCAGGUAAGACCCAACUACUGCAUUACUGUUACAGGGCGAGUCUAUGUUUUUGUUAAACAAAGUAUUCAAAAAAUAUUUAAGCAGUAGCUUUCCCUGGGGGAAAGAGUGCUGGUUGGCAACUUAAAGAAAUAGAUUUUUGUCUACUUUGGAUAAACCAAUUAACUUCUCAUGUAAAAGCAAUAGUUGAAAUGCGAUGUCAUUUUGUCUGGAAUGUUGUGAGCAAAUAAAAACAUGUUGAAAUUGUUAGAAGCCUUUCUGUUAAUACUUCUGCUCGCUUCCCAUCUUCCUCAUCCCUUAUUUAAGUCAUUUAUGUUCAUGAAAUAAUACUUUUCUUAUUUAAUCCUUUAAUCAUGUU
Physeter macrocephalus (sperm whale) is the source of this 4907-nucleotide messenger RNA. RefSeq names its product ELMO domain containing 2 (gene ELMOD2). NCBI's taxonomy places the organism in Eukaryota, Metazoa, Chordata, Mammalia, Artiodactyla, Physeteridae. Bases 605 to 1486 code for a protein of 293 amino acids. The transcript is spliced from 9 exons. Gene Ontology annotation, cellular component: membrane. The record is from RefSeq and is a predicted model, not a curated record. Gene Ontology annotation, molecular function: GTPase activator activity.